AGUGUUUGACAUUAAUUGUCAAUCAUUUCAGGAACAACAUAAAUUUCAAAAAAUAAAUCAUCCAUUAUAAACCAAAAUUAAAGUAACAAAAUUCUAACUAUGCCUUUAUAAAAUAAAUACAAAUAAAUAAUAUCCAAAUUUACAAGUGAACAGCCUUCGCCAGAAUGGCUCAAGAUAAAGCUGAAAAAGUUAUACCAAUUCCCAAUGGCUAUAAGUUCUUAUUUGGUGGAACUGCAGGUAUGAUGGCUACUUGUUUUGUACAACCUCUUGAUCUUCUUAAAAAUCGUAUGCAAAUGAGCGGAGCAGGCGGAAAAGCAAAAGAAUAUAAUUCAUCCGUACAGGCAUUAAUCUCGAUCAUUCAAAAAGAAGGCGUUUUUACUCUUUAUAAUGGAUUAUCAGCUGGACUAUUAAGACAAGCUACUUAUACCACAACUCGUCUUGGUAUCUAUACUUGGCUAUUCGAUUUAUUUACAUUUGAUGGCAAACCACCAAAUUUUGCAAUAAAAGCUUCCAUAGGAAUGAUAGCUGGAGUGUGUGGAGCUUUUGUAGGAACCCCGGCAGAAGUAGCCCUAAUUAGAAUGACCUCUGAUGGUAGACUUCCACCUGAUAAGCGAAGAAAUUACAAAAGCGUAAUUGAUGCUUUGCUACGAAUCUGGAAAGAGGAGGGAAUAACUACAUGGUGGAAAGGUGCUGUACCUACUAUGGGUAGAGCAUUGGUAGUAAAUGCAGCACAACUCGCAACUUACUCUCAAACAAAGCAGUGGUUAAUAGGAACUGGUCAUUUUCAAGAGGGAAUAAUUUGCCAUUUUUUUGCCUCUAUGAUUGCAGGUUUAAUUACCACCGCAGCCAGUUUACCAGUCGACAUAAUCAAAACCAGAAUUCAAAACGCCAAAGCCGCCGCAGGACAAAAACAACCUGCCUUAUUCGACGUACUUACUGUUAUUAUCAAAGAUGAAGGAAUUUUAGCCCUCUGGAAGGGAUUUAUGCCCUAUUACUUCAGAUUGGGCCCACACACUGUGCUAACGUUUAUAUUUUUGGAACAGUUUAACUCCGCCUAUAGAAGACUGCAUCGACACGAUAACAAUUGAAGGUUUUAUGUCGCAGUGCCGUGAGUUUAUCAUAUGUUAUCAAAGAAAAACCGAAUCAAAGACUCCAGUGAAGGACUUUAGAAAGAAGCUUUAAAAAGUACAUGGAUUGGGGAAACAGUGUGUAACUUUAUCGAAUUUUUGUAAUUUAUAUGUUGAAAUGUAUUUUUUGUAAAACUAAAAAACGUAAAUCUUUACAAGUA
Molecule: messenger RNA, 1288 nt
Organism: Anthonomus grandis grandis
Lineage: Eukaryota; Metazoa; Arthropoda; Insecta; Coleoptera; Curculionidae
Product: mitochondrial 2-oxoglutarate/malate carrier protein-like
Exons: 5
Coding region: 165-1088 (307 amino acids)
Biological process (GO): thiosulfate transport; phosphate ion transmembrane transport; malate transmembrane transport
Molecular function (GO): sulfate transmembrane transporter activity; malate transmembrane transporter activity; thiosulfate transmembrane transporter activity
Source: RefSeq, a predicted model, not a curated record